Molecule: messenger RNA, 2341 nt
Organism: Chara braunii
Lineage: Eukaryota; Viridiplantae; Streptophyta; Charophyceae; Charales; Characeae
Source: the annotation of a GenBank genome assembly
GGGCGAAGUGGGAGAGGGAGGGCUGAGCGAAGGGGGUACGGAAAGGUGGAGGGGGGGAGGGGAAAGGGAAAGGGAUUACGUCAGCAGGGUAAUUGAUAUGGAUUGGGUGAGGUGGAAGUCGGCAGCAUUGGGAUCCUCCUCCCCAUCGACAAAUGAGAAGAAGAAGAAGUUCGAGGUUCCUGCCAUCGGGAUCGAUCUGGGGACGACGAACAGCUGUGUCGCGUUCUGGAGCCAUGGCCGCGUGGAGAUCAUCCCCAACGAUCACGGGCAAUCGAUCACUCCGUCCUGCGUAGCCUUCACACAGGAAGGCGGUGUGCUUGUCGGCAAGUCGGCCAAGAAUCAAGCGGCGCGCAAUCCUAAGAACACCCUGUUCCAGGUGAAAAGGUGGAUGGGGAGGCGCUAUGGAGACGUCGUCGAGACGGUAAAGAAGAUGGCCAAAGGGUUGUGGUCCUACGCUUUCACGCGUGGCGACGGUGGGGGAGGAGGAGGAGGAGGAGGAGAAUGUGUGAUCGAAGUGAAGACUGGGAGCCAGAAGAAGAGGUACACGGCGGAGGAGAUUUCAGCGAUCAUUCUGAAGAAACUCAAGGAGAUUGCCGAAGCUUAUCUAGAUUCCACAGUGAAGAGCGCCGUGAUUGGAGUGCCGGCCAAUUUUACCCAGGCGCAGAAGCAAGCGACGAAAGAGGCCGCGCGACUUGCUGGGCUGGAGGCCGUCAGAUUGAUAACGGAGCCAUCUGCCGCCGCUCUGGCCUACGCCCUGCGUACGAGUCAUGUAGGGAGCAGCAGCGAUGGCGGCGGCGCCGGAGGAGGAGGAGGCAGCGGGAUCGACAAUCCAGCUGCCGGAUCGUCGAAGAUGGUUAUGGUGGUUGAUUGGGGAGGGGGAACCCUGGACGUCUCCAUCAUGAAGGUGAAGAAGCAAGAGUACGCUGUCAUCGCCGUUGCCGGCGACACUCAUCUCGGCGGCGAAGACAUCGACGACGCUCUCGUGACGCACUUCGCCGACGAAUUCCAGCGUCUGCACAGGAUCCCGAUUCGAGAUAACCCGCGUGCGAUGCAUCGGCUGCGCGCCAAGUGCGAGGAUCUGAAGCACGAUCUGUCCUUUCGCGAAGCUACCACGAUCUGUGUCGAUUGCCUCGCGGAAGGAUUCGAUUUCGAAAUGACCAUGAGUCGCCAGUUUCUGGAGUCUUUCAUCGGUCCCAUCCUCCAAAAAUGCAUGAAUUUCGUCGAGAAGGCCAUAACGGACGCGGGAAUAAAAGACAAGUCGGAGAUCUCGAAGGUGAUUCUGGCCGGGGGAUCGACCAGAAUACCGAAGCUGCAGGAGAUGCUGUCAGAUUCUUUGGGCGCCAACAAAUUGUGCAAGAGCAUUCAUCCAGACGAGUGCGUGGCGUAUGGCGCUGCUGUUCAGGCGGCUUUACUUACGGGAGAGCUGCAGUUGAAGGUCACGGAUCUAGCGGUCGUGGAGGCUGUUCCGUUAACCAUCGGCAUGUGGGCUGCAGGGGGUUCGUUUCUCAGAUUGAUUAACCGAAACAGUCCGUAUCCGAUUAGACACGAAGAGCGGCUCUGCGCUGCAUACGACGGGGCCACGUCGUCAAAUGUAAGUCUGUAUGAAGGGGAAAGGGAGAAGCCUAAGGCGAACGAGUUCCUCGGGUGUGUGACUAUAGAUGGUUUGAUACCGGGACCGCCAGGCAGUGGGACAGAGAAAUCCUCCUUCUCGGCCAUCUUCGAGAUUGACGACGAUGGGAUUUUGACCGUCACGUUGAGGGACGCCUUCGGUCGAUCCGUGUCGGCGUCUUUGGGAAAGAAUUGGGGGAAGUGUAGUCCAGAGGAAGCGCGCAAUGCCGCGGAGGUUGCGUCGAAGCUUGCGCGGGAGGACAAGGCGUAUGUUGCCAAARAAGCUGCUAGGUAUAGCUUGAGGAAUUGCAUUCACAGGAUUAGAUGGCGGCUGAGUCUUGUUUCGGACAUGAAAGAGAAGGAGCGGAUAACGCAGCUGCUGAAAGGGGCCGAGGAGGGGGCAGGUGAUGGUAUUCAUCUCUUCGACAGUUCCUUCUACGACAUUUGGAGACGCCACGUGGAGUUUACCUGUGGCCAUAUCUGAUGCGUGCAGGUUGCUCCGCGUAAUGAUGAUGUGGUUUGGGUCUCGUUUUUCUCUUUCCGUGUUUGUUAGGAUUUGAUGCAAGAGCAUGAUGAUCUCGAAAAUGCUACUGAAUGUGGAAUCAUUGUUUCUACUUCGAAUUCGUUCUACAAUCCUCCAGGACAGGAUAGCAUCAUAGCAGGCGCAUGGGAGUAACCUACCACCUCUCCCAAAAAGAUAAGGAGGGUAUGGGAAUAAACGUGAAACUCUACG